AUGGUCUCAUUCAGCAUCGUGAGCGCCGCAGCCUUGGUCGUUGCAGCAUUCGCCGCCACCGACGGCGGGCAGACGCCAUUCAAGCCUCACCAGGGCGUGGCGCCCCCGCUCCUGGGCUUCGGCACAUGGAACCUGAAAGUGUCGCCGGACAAUACCACCGAGGCCGUCGCCCUCGCUAUCCAGACCGGCUACCGUCACAUCGACGCCGCCGCCAUCUAUGGCAACCAGGUUGCUGUCGGAAAGGGCAUCGCCGAUGGGCUCGAGAGGGCCGGACUGCAGCGCGAUGACAUCUGGGUGACAAGUAAGCUGUGGAAUGACCACCACGGCGACCAAGAGACCGUCGACGCUGCGCUAAGCAAGACGCUGGAGGAGCUCGGGCUCGAGUACUUGGACCUCUACCUGAUGCACUGGCCGGUGGGCUCGUCCGGUGACUAUGACUACGUCGAGACGUGGAAAUCCAUGGAGAAGCUUUUGCCCACCAAGACCCGCAGCAUCGGCGUCGCCAACUUCUCCCCCCACCAGCUGAAGAAGCUGCUGAGGUCGUCGACCGUGACGCCCUCCGUGCACCAGAUGGAACUGCAUCCCUACCUGCAGCAGGAGGAGUGGGUGCAAUUUCACCAGAAACACGGCAUCCACGUCACGGCCUAUUCGCCCUUGGGCAACACCAAUCCCACCUACCGCCGCUCUUCCCAGAAGAAGGCGCCAUUGUUGGUCGAGAACCCGGAGCUGGAGAGGAUUGCCGAACAGCGCGGCUGCACCGUGGCACAGGUUGCCCUGGCCUGGGGGAUCGAGCGAGGCACAAGUGUGAUCCCCAAGUCGAGCCAUGAGAGUUGGAUCAAGGAAAACUUCGAGGCUGUCGAGUGCGGCCUGAUCGACGCGGACAUGGACAAGAUCGAGAAGAUCGGAGACAAGUAUCUGGCGAGGUUCAACAAUCCCAGCAGGUCUUGGGGCGUUGAUCUGUUCGAAGGCCUCGACGAUGCGUGA
Molecule: messenger RNA, 984 nt
Organism: Diplodia corticola
Lineage: Eukaryota; Fungi; Ascomycota; Dothideomycetes; Botryosphaeriales; Botryosphaeriaceae
Product: aldehyde reductase
Exons: 2
Coding region: 1-984 (327 amino acids)
Cellular component (GO): cytosol
Molecular function (GO): aldose reductase (NADPH) activity
Source: RefSeq, a predicted model, not a curated record